CCUUUCCAUAUGACAAUGAUAUUAAUAUUGUUGAGAGGCUCUUGCAAUAUUUUUUGAUUAGAUAUUUUAUGGAUCCAGCAGUUAACGCUCUUUUAUACCUCGACGUUAUACAAAUGAAAGAUUCGGGUCAUAAAUCGAAUUUCUAUCACAGUUUGGAAGGUGUACUACCAGCAAUUCCCAAGAAACUCUGGUAUCAACACGUUUUACCGUCUUUACAAGCCGAACUUCAAUCACCGGAAGUGUUAGCUGCCGCUUUACAACCGAUACUAUUUAUGAUAGAAGCAAGUACUCCGGAAGAAAAUCAAGCCUACAUUCUUCCACUUUUUCGUACUGUAUUCAGUAUGCCUAAAUCUGUACAGGCGACAGUAACGCUAUUGGAAAGAUUAGACGUUAUCAUGAAAAAAACGCCUAAGAGUGAUAUUAAAUCGGACGUAUUACCUAUGUUGUACAAUGCAUUCGACUCUACAACACCGCAGAUACAGACGGCGGCGCUUCAGGCUGUAGCAAAUAUAGCGGAUUCUUUAGAGGAAUCGGCCGUUAAAAAAAUGGUCCUGCCCAGAACUAAACAAGUUUUCGAUAACGAUUCCGGUGUUAAGAUGCAAGCAAUCGCAUUGACUUGCGUCGAGAAGAUCAUCGAUAAAUUAGAAAAGACCAACAUCCUGGACGAUGUUUUACCUAUGCUUAGUAAAGCUAAAUUACAAGAUCCUGCAAUAUUAAUGCCGGUUGUAAGAAUCUACAAACACAUGUUAGGCGAUAAAAGAUACGGUUUAACAGUGAAUAUGCUGGCGACUAAAGUCAUGCCCGUGUUAAUUCCGGUAGUGGUGAGUCCUGCCCUUAAACUUCACCAGUUCACGUCUCUAGUUGAACUAUUGGAAGAAAUGCUGGAACACGUAGCUAAGAAUCAGAAGAACAAACUAAAAUUAGAACAUCUUUCUGUGUCCUCUAUUGAUCAGCCGCAAACGAUCGAUCAUCCUGCAAGGUACCCACACAGACCUCCUUCUCUACGACUAGAAUCCAGAAGACAAUCUAUUAGCAUGGACGAUGUGAUACAAAGAACAUGCAACUCGGCCACAGAAUCCCCAGACUCUAAUCUUCUCAGAGUGCAAGCUACGCUGCCUGGAAGAAGACAUUCCGACAAUGCCAUUCAACCACCGAGGAUAUUAGUCGCGCCCUCGAGCCCUCAAGACACAUUAGGAUUGUCGUCGUCGAAUCUUCAGAUGAGAAGACACUCCAGUGCAGGACCACAAGAUAUACGCUUUAUGUUCGCCUCCUCGCCAAAAGUUAGUCCCAGUCCUACACCCGCUCAUGGCUUUAAUUUAGAAAUGCCAUCUGCGGGUAGAUCGGGUAGAAGAUAUUCGGCAGCGGCACUCUAUAUGAAUUGUAUGGCGGAGCCCGCAAAUCAACCUUCUAGCUUACUACAGCAAAUAGGAUCAGGAAUGCAACAACUUUUUUCCGGAAAAUAAUCCGGUUUAUGGGUUUAAAAAGAAAUGAACAAUUCCUUUCGAUGCAAUACCCGGAUGUUCCUUUGAGACACCGUCGUAGUGAGACCAGACCUGCAGUAGGACACCUUUCCAUUAGACGGACAAUCCUAGCUUGCGCUCAGAAGGUAGGCCCGUGCGGUGUAUACAUUUUGGACAAUCCCCAAAGCAAGAAGUCAAACCAGUAUUUCCAACGCUUUGUGUUUUCACAAAUUAAUGCUCGCUAUAUAACAAUUUAUGUUUUUCUUUCAUCAAAAAAAAAUAUCGGACACAUUUCUUGUAGAUAAAGUUUAUCCGCUAAUGGCGGAUUUUCAUUCCAAUAUUCAAAACAUCUUCAGCGUUUUCACUGCCCUGCCUCCACUUCUAUGUCCGACGCAUCCACAAAUAUAUAUAUAAUAUAUAUAUUUAAAAAAAAAGAAACAAAAAUAAUGCGCAAUAAAUUAAUGAUGGUUAGUUAUCGACGGCUACGUGUUUAAUGCAAAUUAUUAUUGAUAUCACAAACGGAUUGUUCUGACAGAAAAUUGUUUUGAUACGCUGGGGCGUUUCGAUUAAUAUACUCUAUUCUAUUUUGAAAACGUUGACUAUGUAUGUAGAUAAUUAUAUCUCAACCGAUGCUAAAGUGUUUACAUUUACUUAAUAUUUUUAUUUUCGUAAAUAUUAAAUGUCCUAUUCCAGCUGUGUCCCGAAUAUAUUAACAUAUUCAAUCUUACAUUUUCGGACAGAUGAUUCUUUAUAUUUAAAAUACAUAAUCGUGUUUACAUUUUGGAUAUUCUAAUAUAUUAAUACGAGGACGAAACACG
Molecule: messenger RNA, 2278 nt
Organism: Centruroides sculpturatus (bark scorpion)
Lineage: Eukaryota; Metazoa; Arthropoda; Arachnida; Scorpiones; Buthidae
Product: SCY1-like protein 2
Exons: 12
Coding region: 69-1463 (464 amino acids)
Source: RefSeq, a predicted model, not a curated record